Molecule: messenger RNA, 365 nt
Organism: Jaculus jaculus (lesser Egyptian jerboa)
Lineage: Eukaryota; Metazoa; Chordata; Mammalia; Rodentia; Dipodidae
Product: V-type proton ATPase subunit G 1-like
Exons: 1
Coding region: 1-357 (118 amino acids)
Biological process (GO): proton transmembrane transport
Cellular component (GO): vacuolar proton-transporting V-type ATPase complex
Molecular function (GO): proton-transporting ATPase activity, rotational mechanism
Source: RefSeq, a predicted model, not a curated record
AUGGCGAGUCUGUCGCAGGGCAUCCAGCAGCUGCUGCAGGCCGAGAAGCAGGCGGCCAAGAAGGUGUCUGAGGCCCUCAAGCGAAAUAAUCGAAGGCUGAAGCAGGCCAAAGAAGAAUCCCAGGCUGAGAUUGAACAGUACCGACUGCAGAGGGAAAAAGAGUUCAAGGCCAAGGAAGCUGCGGUACUGGGGUCCCAUGGCAGCUGCAGCACUGAGGUGGAGAAGGAGACCCAGGAGAAGAUAACCAUCCUCCAGGCCUACUUCCAGCGGAACAGGAAUGAAGUCCUGGAUAACCUCCUGGCCUUUGUGUGUGACAUCCAGCCAGAAAUCCAUGAAAACUACCGCAUAAAUGGAUAAGAGCAGAG